UUGUGCCUGGCUGAGCCGAACCAAACCACAGGCCUGCAGGCAGCUCAUUGCAGAGAGCUCACCAGGCAGAACCAAGCCCAGGGAAGGCUGCCAAACACUGGGUGUCUCGCUGGCUGGAUAGACCAGUAGCAGGGCCAUGAAAAUGUCAGUGCAGGCAGGCUGAGCCCAGAACCUGGCCAGACCUGAGGAGAUUGCUGAGAUGGGCCCCGGCUGGGUGCUUGAAGAAGGCAGUGCCGCGGGGGAGAAGCCUUUGAGCUACAGCCCCAUACCAGGGCCGUGAUAAGAACUCGGGACUGUAUACCCCGGAAGUGGGGACUGCGUGUGCGGCUCGGCCGGAGACUGAGCUGCCGAAGACCAGCCGAGAGAGCCAGUGGCAGCUUGCAAGAGGCAGCUGCCACCCUGAUCCGAUCAGUGAUCAAUCCCCUGGCUGGAGACGUGGCUGCAUCACAGACCCCAGCGCCGAUCUGCUGCUUCCCCAUCACCAUGGAGGCUUCUCUUGUCGUCUGCAUCCUCGCUGCUCUCCUGGCUACGGGGUCCUGCCUGCAGUGUGAGGUUUGCGAAGGGCAAGGAACCAGCUGCACGGGCACCAUGAAGACCUGCCCAGCUGGGCUGGACUCUUGUGCCAUCUCUCUCACAAUGACUACAUUGGCGGGAGUGAACACCCAGCGCAUUCACAAGGGCUGUGUGAUGUCCAGCCAAUGUAGAGCCGGCCCCAUCUCUAUGAAUUUGGGGCAGGGAAUGACAACAAGGAUGGGCGUCGCCUGCUGUGUGGGAGACGCCUGCAGAACAACCACCAUUACAGUGCCCCCGGCUGACACCAAACCCAAUGGCCACCGCUGCCCAGCCUGCUAUGUGAUGAAUGCUGGUCAAUGCAAUGAACAAAUCAUAGAAUGUACUGGAUCUGAGACCCGAUGUCUUGAUGCUGCUGGAACCAUAACAAGUGGUCGAAACCCUGUGCAGAUGGUCAUGAAGGGCUGUGUUUCCCAGUCCAUCUGCAACCAGCUACAAGUGGGUUCGGGAACUGUCGCAGGGAUCAAUGCAAGUUUAACCAUGGCCGAAUGCAAAGAGACCUAUGGUCCGGCAGGCGGGGCACCAGGAGCAGCCGGGCUCCUCCUCCCAGCCCUCGCCGGGCUCCUCCUGCUGAAUCUUCUCUCCUGAAUCCCCACCUGGUGCAAUGGUCACAUCACCCUGCAGCCUGCGUUAGCCCCUCUCCCCACCAGGGCUUCCCGGCUCCCGGGUGGACUCGCAUCCCCUUUGUAUGGUGCUGAAUAAAACACGCUGGAGAGCAAACUCUG
Molecule: messenger RNA, 1295 nt
Organism: Malaclemys terrapin pileata
Lineage: Eukaryota; Metazoa; Chordata; Testudines; Emydidae
Product: phospholipase A2 inhibitor gamma subunit B-like
Exons: 6
Coding region: 484-1158 (224 amino acids)
Cellular component (GO): extracellular region
Molecular function (GO): phospholipase inhibitor activity
Source: RefSeq, a predicted model, not a curated record